Messenger RNA from Pan troglodytes (chimpanzee), 414 nucleotides. RefSeq names its product group 10 secretory phospholipase A2-like. NCBI's taxonomy places the organism in Eukaryota, Metazoa, Chordata, Mammalia, Primates, Hominidae. The record is from RefSeq and is a predicted model, not a curated record. Bases 90 to 341 code for a protein of 83 amino acids. Gene Ontology annotation, molecular function: A2-type glycerophospholipase activity. The transcript is spliced from 2 exons. Gene Ontology annotation, biological process: phospholipid metabolic process; arachidonate secretion.
GAGCCGGGGCGUGACAGCCGGGGUGUGUGUCCGCCGGGCUUGGUGCCUCCGGUGGCCCUGCAGCACCGUCCCACCUCUGCCACCCUCCGAUGGGGCCGCUACCUGUGUGCCUGCCAAUCAUGCUGCUCCUGCUACUGCCGUCGCUGCUGCUGCUGCUGCUUCGACCUGGCCCCGGGUCCGGCGAGGCCUCCAGGACAUUACGUGUGCACCGGCGUGGGAUCCUGGAACUGGCAGGAACUGUGGGUUGUGUUGGUCCCCGAACCUCCAUCGCCUAUAUGAAAUAUGGUUGCUUUUGUGGCUUGGGAGGCCAUGGCCAGCCCCGCGAUGCCAUUGACUGGUGAGUGCAUGCCUGGGACCAAGCCACAAAAUCCCUCACACUCUGGGGUAGUCAAGGCUUAUGAGGAAGUACCCAAA